AUGUCUUCCCAAAAAUCAAUUCUAAAAAAGAAAGAGAGUGUUGAAGUUCAAAAGAACAAUCGAAUAAAAAAAUGGUCGAAAGACCUCAUUCAAGAAGCGAAAAAUCGAUUGGAGUAUGACAAUUUUGUGUUGGAAUGGAUUGAAAAGCUCGUUGAUCCUGUUGAUGAACGUACGUUGGAUGAAGCACGCGAAUUUUUGAGAAAGUCUGAUUACGAUCAGAUUGUGAAAGAACGAAAACUAGCACAUGUAUGUGGCUAUCCAGUUUGUGAGAACGCGCCGCGACAACAGACGCGUUAUCGUCUCGAAAGCCAAGGAAUGGUUCGUUAUGCUGGACUGAAUUAUUACUGCUCGAAAAAAUGCUUUCUGGACAGCUGUAACUUUAUGGUGAACUUGAGUGACGAACCGCUCUGGAUUCGUGAACGAGCCCGGAAAGUCCUGCAGCAUCGCUUCGAUCCGAAUAAAGAAAACAGCUUUCAACUAAAAUUAGAAUCUGAAGACGUUGAAAAUGUUCGCAUGCUUCUUCAAGGACUUCCUGUUGGUUCCAAAGAAGUUAUUGGUGAUAUUGUCGAACAUCCUCCAAGCUCAGUGGUGAACAAUCAGAAGCCAGAUUAA
This is a messenger RNA of Schizosaccharomyces octosporus yFS286, 612 nucleotides long. Its product is annotated as RNA polymerase II-associated protein Rtr1. The transcript has a single exon. Gene Ontology annotation, cellular component: nucleus; cytoplasm. The coding region runs from base 1 to 612 and encodes 203 amino acids. The record is from RefSeq and is a predicted model, not a curated record. Gene Ontology annotation, molecular function: RNA polymerase core enzyme binding; RNA polymerase II CTD heptapeptide repeat phosphatase activity. Lineage: Eukaryota; Fungi; Ascomycota; Schizosaccharomycetes; Schizosaccharomycetales; Schizosaccharomycetaceae.